ACAGCCACGGUCCUCCGAGGGAGCAGCCGAGAGCUGAGGCCCGCAGGGCCCGGGGAAGGAGAUUCUAGCCGCCGCCACUCGGUGGUGGGGCCUACGGCACCCUGGUCUCUGGGCGCCGCCAUGUUGGAGGCUCAGGGUCCCAGCGGUAGCUCCGACUGCCGGAGUCCGCGCGCGAGCGAGGUCAGCUACGCCGGGCAGAUGCUGGAAGUGUUGCCGCAGGUGUACUUGGGUGGGGCCGCGGCCGUCUCAGAGCCGGACCACCUGAGGGCGGCGGGCAUCUCAGCGGUGCUGACAGUGGACUCGGAGGAGCCCAGCUUCCAGGUGGGGACAGAGGUCGAGGGGCUACGGAGGCUGUUUGUGCCAGCGUUAGACAGACCCGACACCGACCUGCUGAGCCAUCUGGACCGGUGCGUGGCCUUCAUCAGUAAGGCCCGCGACGAGGGGCGUGCGGUGUUAGUGCACUGUCAUGCAGGAGUCAGUCGGAGUGUUGCUGUAGUGACUGCAUUUGUGAUGAAGACCAAUCUAGUUACCUUUGAAGAGGCCUAUGGACAUCUCCAGUCUGUCAAACCAGAUGCUAAGAUGAAUGAAGGGUUUGAGCGGCAACUGAAAUUAUACCAGGCAAUGGGUUAUGAAGUGGAUACCUCUAGUGCAAUUUAUAAGCAAUACCGUUUACAAGUGGUUACAGAGAAGUAUCCAGAGCUGCAAAAUAUACCUCAAGAACUCUUUGCUGUUGACCCAGCCACCACUUUGGAAGGAUCAAAUGAUAAGGUUCUCUACAAAUGUAGGAAGUGCAGGAGAUCCUUAUUUCGAAGUUCUAGUAUUUUGGAUCAUAAUGAAGGAAGUGGGCCUGAAGCCUUUGUCCACAAGAGAAUGACGCUACCUUUCAUGGUUAGCAUAGGGCCUCGGUGUACAUCUUAUUUCAUUGAACCUGUUCAGUGGAUGGAAUUCUCUUUGUUGGGAGUGAUGGAUGGACAGCUUCUUUGCCCAAAAUGCAGGGCCAAGUUGGGUUCCUUUAACUGGUGUGGUGAACAGUGCUCCUGUGGGAGAUGGAUAACACCUGCUUUUCAAAUACAUAAGAACAGAGUGGAUGAAAUUAAAGCACUGCCAGUUUUGGGGUCACAGACAAGAACAAUAUGAACUUGUAAUAUUUAGUAUCAUGGGAAGAAACUUGCUGAUGAUAUUUGCUACCCUUGUUAGUUCAUCAACGCUUCAUUUGAGAAGUGAGAAGAUAAAAACACUUGGAAAUGGAAAUUAUGCUUGCUUAGCUUAAUUGCAUGCAUGGUAUAAGUAAGGAAACAGAGCUUUUUAAUCAUGUA
This is a messenger RNA of Otolemur garnettii (small-eared galago), 1316 nucleotides long. RefSeq names its product dual specificity phosphatase 12 (gene DUSP12). Lineage: Eukaryota; Metazoa; Chordata; Mammalia; Primates; Galagidae. The transcript is spliced from 6 exons. Gene Ontology annotation, cellular component: nucleus. Bases 121 to 1137 code for a protein of 338 amino acids. Gene Ontology annotation, molecular function: protein tyrosine/serine/threonine phosphatase activity. Gene Ontology annotation, biological process: protein dephosphorylation. The record is from RefSeq and is a predicted model, not a curated record.